AUGGCGUCCUCCAGAAACUACCGACUCAUUUUCUCUGAGUGGCUUGAUGCCCUUCGAAAUGGCGACUGGGGUAGUGCGGAGACGUUUGUGGCAGACGACGUCAUCGUCAAUGGCAGCAGCACAGCGGGGCAGGCCUACAUUCAAGAGCUCAAAGACGAUAAUUUUCAAACCGCGCGUCUCGACUUGUGCAUCGUUGACGAUGAGAGGGCCGAGCUUGCUGCGCGCUUCGUGUUUCCUCCGCGCUCGCCGGAGUCGCCGCUCCUCGACGAGGGCAAGGAGUGGACUGCGCAGACGUUUUUUUCCUUUGCAAACGACAAGAUCUCGGCGAUCCAGGCUCUCGCAGGCGCAAACAACUCUGCAGGACCGGAGCCCAAUCAUGGUGAUGGUGAAGUGAAUCAAGACCCGGCGCUGCUGCGAAAGACGUUGAAGACGGAGGACCUGCGCAAGUUCUACACAGAGUAUAUUGACUCGAUCAACGCGCGCACGAUGCGUGACCGUGUCGACGAAUUUUGUCCAGGGGUGGUAGUGCACAACUACUUUAGCUACGUGCAGCGUCAGUACAGAGGACUGAUUGAAUCCAGCUUCGACGAGAUUUCAGGUCUGCGCUUUACAGUCGAGAGGCUCAUUGUCAACGAGGAGGCUCAGCAGGUAGCUGCGCGACUCACUUUUACCGGCGUGCCGACCAAGAAUUUUCGCGGAAUCGCACCGACGGGAAAGCCAGUCAGCUUCAGCGAGCAUGCCUUUUACCAGCUCGAAGAGGGCCGAAUCAGACAAGUCUGGUCGCUUCUGGAUUUGGCAGCAUAUCGGGCGUCAAUCGCGCCGUGA
Molecule: messenger RNA, 825 nt
Organism: Beauveria bassiana ARSEF 2860
Lineage: Eukaryota; Fungi; Ascomycota; Sordariomycetes; Hypocreales; Cordycipitaceae
Product: SnoaL-like polyketide cyclase
Exons: 1
Coding region: 1-825 (274 amino acids)
Biological process (GO): polyketide metabolic process
Source: RefSeq, a predicted model, not a curated record